CAGGGCCCGCUGUUCUCUUCUGCACCGCCGCCCGCGCAGCCAGUCAGCGCGCGCUCGCCGCCGGCGCCGCACGUACGUCCAUGUCGCCAUGGUGUACCCCGACUCGCGCUGGGGAGCGGACGCAUUAGCCCCCCUCUAUGAUGACGUCUACCGAGCUGACGGCGUGCUGUCAACCGUGAACGUGGUGGAGGCUCUGCAGGAGUUCUGGCAGGUGAAGGCGGCGCGAGGGGGCGGCGCGGGCGCGCUCGUGAUCUAUGAGUCCGUGCCUGCUGCCCACCCGCCCUAUGUUUGCUAUGUGACGCUGCCGGGCGGUGCUUGCUUCGGUAGCUUCCAGAAUUGCCCGACCAAGGCAGAAGCGCGACGCAGUGCGGCGAAAAUUGCGCUUAUGAACAGCGUCUUCAACGAGCACGAGUCGCGCCGUAUUUCGGAGCAUUUCAUUGAAAAAGCCGUGGCUGAGGCUCGAGCCAGCUUCGCGGGAGAUGCUGCUGCACAUCAGGACCCGAGUGCUGGCAUUGCUGCCUUCAGGUUCAUGUUGGAAGCGAACAAAGGGCGCACAAUGCUGGAGUUCCAAGAGUUGAUGACUGUGUUUCAGCUGCUCCACUGGAACGGCUCACUGCGUGCCAUGCGUGAACGCCAGUGCUCUCGCCAGGAGGUUGUCGCCCACUACUCCGCGCGAGCUCUCGACGACGCGAUGCGCGAGCAAAUGGCACGCGAAUGGGCCGCGCGAGAGCGCGAAGCGGGCGCCGGUGGGGUAAUUCGCGCAGAGCUCGCGCGAGCGGAGCGCGAACUACGCUCCGCGAGGCUCGCUGCACGCGAACUACGUUUCCCGAAGGAGAAACGCGAUAUUUUGACCCUCGCUGCUCGUCUCGCCCCGCCGCAACAGCCACAGUGAUCUCAAAUCUAUGUCUAGAACUGUUGUCCAGUAAAUGUCAAGGAAAAUUUUCUCAAUAACUAUGUAGUUGACAUUUUCGAUCUAAAUUCCUAGUAACAGUGACAAAUAAGUAAGCAAAUGUUAGUGCUAAGGUGCGUCCAGAUAUAUUUUCAUCUAUCCCUAAGUCUGUACACACCUGUAGGCUGUCAAACAAAAUAAUAUUUAGCUUUUAUACGAAUAUAACAUUUAGGUAGGUACACUUUGUUAAGUCUGCAGGAAUAUUUAGUAACAAGAGGCUUGUUUAAGGCAUAAAAACUUAAUUAUUGCACAAAAUUGAAAUUGGUUUUACUGGACAACAGGUUUCUUGAAAGAAUAUUCGCCGCCACGCCGCUAAAUUGUUAUUUAAGUAUAGUAUAUGUAGUUUAAGACUGA
Cydia pomonella (codling moth) is the source of this 1303-nucleotide messenger RNA. It is a transcript of the gene lft, whose product is annotated as protein limb expression 1 homolog. Gene Ontology annotation, biological process: autophagosome maturation. NCBI's taxonomy places the organism in Eukaryota, Metazoa, Arthropoda, Insecta, Lepidoptera, Tortricidae. The transcript has 5 exons. Bases 89 to 892 code for a protein of 267 amino acids. Gene Ontology annotation, cellular component: cytoplasm. The record is from RefSeq and is a predicted model, not a curated record.